Messenger RNA from Ectocarpus sp. CCAP 1310/34, 690 nucleotides. Lineage: Eukaryota; Phaeophyceae; Ectocarpales; Ectocarpaceae. The record is from the annotation of a GenBank genome assembly.
AUGGUGAGAGAGUGUGGGCAGGAAGGAUGCACCAAGACCUCCACCUACGGCAACGAAGGUAGCAAAAAGGCAGAGUUCUGCGCGAAGCAUUCGAAACCUGGGAUGAGGGAUGUCCUCAACAAGCGGUGCUCCCACCCGACCUGUACCAAGCACCCGUCCUUUGGAGAACGUGGAACUAACAAGGCGCUCUUUUGUGUGCGGCACGCACAGGCCCAGAUGAUCAACGUUCUCAUCAAGCGAUGUGGCCACGACGGUUGCGCCAAGCAGUGCCUGUUUGGAGAGGCUGCCAAACGGCCGGAGUUCUGUAGUCGACAAGCGAAACCCGGUAUGAUCAAUGUCGUCAGCAAGAAAUGUGGGCACCCAACUUGCACGACUACCCCGAGCUUUGCUGCUCCCACGUCGAAGCGCGGGGAGUACUGCUCCCGACACAUGAAGACCGGAAUGGUAAACGUCGUCAACAGGAAGUGCGGUCACCAAGGUUGCACCAAGCAGCCCUUGUUUGGGACCGCCGGCACCCAAAGGGGACAGUUCUGUGCCCAACACGCAGGGGGCGGAAUGGUCAACGUCGUCAGCAGGAGGUGCGCCGGCGGAAAAUGUUUCUUACAUCACGGGAUAGCUUCCCCGGGGGUUGACUCGUCGGCCGAAGGCCGCCACAACCUCGUGGAACCCGAUUUAUUGUUGACAGCGUAG